Messenger RNA from Oncorhynchus tshawytscha (Chinook salmon), 1856 nucleotides. Its product is annotated as wiskott-Aldrich syndrome protein-like. The coding region runs from base 318 to 767 and encodes 149 amino acids. NCBI's taxonomy places the organism in Eukaryota, Metazoa, Chordata, Actinopteri, Salmoniformes, Salmonidae. The record is from RefSeq and is a predicted model, not a curated record. The transcript is spliced from 5 exons.
ACGUGCGUGGAGCAAGACUGGUCAGACAAACUACCUAUUAUUCGAAAGUCUCUACUGUUAUUAUUGUCAACAAAUAGCUAUUGUUUUUCAUCUCUUUGUGAUCAUUUUACACAAUCCCAACGUUGGCGAAGGAUAUUCACGGUGGUCAACUUGUUUUGGGGAAAGUUAUAUGCGAGUUUGUGUAGGUAAAAGUCGCACGCCACUGGCUGCCGGUCGGUUCCUAUGCGAUAGGGACAUGUUGUUAUCCAUUGUUUUGGACUUGUAGCGCUUGUUGUCUUCGUUCCCACACUAGAAUAGUGUCUCUCUCUCUCUCUGCGAUGGCCGAGGCGAGGAGAGUGGAGGACGAACAGCAGGAGAGUUUGAGAGGGGAACCGAGGGAACCUGUCGGAAGAAGACAGCCUCCACGACCGACCAACUCAUCUGGAGAGCGCUCAGAAAGGCAGAAAGACCACAGACUCAGCCAAGGACCUCUCUCCUCUAUCAAGGCCGCCAUUAAGAGGACGACGACUAGAUCCACUUCUGUGAGCGAGAGUACUCCCAGAGACCGGAGGCGUCCAGAGAUUACCAUCCUUUCAGCAGAGCCACUGGUGUCUAAUACCUGGUUCCCCGGGGCUUCUGGGGGAUUCCCUCUUCCUCCUCCUCCUGCCGCUCAGAUCUGGGGCAGUACUAUACCUCCUACUAUACAGGUAACUAACCCUCCUCUUCCUCCUCCUCCUCCCACCACUGAUCUGGGGCAGUACUAUACCUCCUACUAUACAGGUAACUAACCCUCCUCUUCCUCCUCCUCCCACCACUGAUCUGGGGCAGUACUAUACCUCCUACUAUACAGGUAACUAACCCUCCUCUUCCUCCUCCUCCUCCUCUUCCUCCCACCACUGAUCUGGGGCAGUACUAUACCUCCUACUAUACAGGUAACUAACACUCCUCUUCCUCCUCCUCCUCCCACCACUGAUCUGGGGCAGUACUAUACCUCCUACUAUACAGGUAACUAACCCUCCUCCUCCUCCUCCUCUUCCUCCCACCACUGAUCUGGGGCAGUACUAUACCUCCUACUAUACAGGUAACUAACCCUCCUCUUCUUCCUCCUUCUCCCACCACUGAUCUGGGGCAGUAAUAUACCUCCUACUAUACAGGUAACUAACCCUCCUCUUCUUCCUCCUCCUCCUCUUCCUCCCACCACUGAUCUGGGGCAGUACUAUACCUCCUACUAUACAGGUAACUAACCCUCCUCUUCCUCCUCCUCUUCCUCCCACCACUAUGAUCUGGGGCAGUACUAUACCUCCUACUAUACAGGUAACUAACUCUCCUCUUCCUCCUCCUCUUCCUCCCACCACUAUGAUCUGGGGCAGUACUAUACCUCCUACUAUACAGGUAACUAACCCUCCUCUUCCUCCUCCUCUUCCUCCCACCACUGAUCUGGGGCAGUACUAUACAGGUAACUAACCCUCCUCCUCCUCUUCCUCCUCCUCCUCCCACCACUAUGAUCUGGGGCAGUACUAUACAGGUAACUAACCAUGAAUGUUGGUUUUCCGUCAAUUUGGGGUCGAGGGGGAAUUUCUUAUAUUAUUAUGUGAGUACCGACAGGAACUAUUAUAAUCACAUCACAUUGUGAUGUCAUGAUGUGGGACAAAAGUAUCUUUAUCGGGGGGGGUGUUGGCCAAAAGGGAGCAAAACCAUGGUAUAUCACAGUGUUUUAUGAUAAUCACGAUAGACAAAGGUUGACAUCGCCCCAACCCUAGUAAAAACCUGUAAUGGUUCCCUAUGUUUAUCCCUGACACACUUUGGGGUCGAUCAGAUGACUUGCAGUAAUGUUGUGUUCUUUCGGAUGUGAGUCAUGAAUAGUUUUGUUUUGCUCC